Molecule: messenger RNA, 2779 nt
Organism: Capsicum annuum
Lineage: Eukaryota; Viridiplantae; Streptophyta; Magnoliopsida; Solanales; Solanaceae
Product: chloride channel protein CLC-e
Exons: 7
Coding region: 236-2425 (729 amino acids)
Biological process (GO): chloride transport; transmembrane transport
Cellular component (GO): chloroplast thylakoid membrane
Molecular function (GO): voltage-gated chloride channel activity
Source: RefSeq, a predicted model, not a curated record
AGAUUACGUAUUUAAGUCUUGAACAUAGUCAUCCAUAAAAAUACAAUAAGACCUUUCCAUUUUUAUUUUUUUUUAAAAAUAAAAGUGAUCCAGAAAGAAAAGAAAUGAAAGUGGUUAAUUAACGGGUGAAGUCUUUUUUUUUUUUAAAAAAAAAAGAAAAAAAAGGAAAAAAAAGUAGUGAUGCAGCAAUAUUGUAGAAUAAGAAAAAGGAGGGAUGUGAUAGAGAGAUUUAUUAAUGGUGGUUGAAAGAAUGAUGGUGGCAUUGUGUACGGGUUGCAGUCCAAGUUGUUGGUUUCUGUUGAAUUCCUCCACAAUAUCCCCUCGCCGCCCUAAUAUCAGUAUCAGUAGUAACAAUAAAGCAGGAGGAUUCCCUCUUCUGUUAAACAAAAAGAGAGAGAAUGAAUCUUGUAUAGGUAUUAGGGCUCUACCUGCCGCACGCUCCGACGACAAUAUUAGUACUACUACAGUCGUCGAUGAUAGUGAUAAUCUGCAAGACAACACGGCGAUAAUAUCCGCUUGCUUUGUUGGCCUCUUCACCGGUAUCAGUGUCGUCCUUUUCAACUAUGCGGUCCACGAAAUACGCGAAUUCUGUUGGGAUGGACGAGACGCCUCAUGGUUAAGGGAGCAGCCCCUUCCCCUCAUUUGGCAACGUGUAAUCUUAGUACCUGCUUCUGGUGGUCUCAUUGUCAGCUUUCUCAACGCUUUCCGAACCACACUCCAGGACCAAAAAAACUGGACAUCAUCCGUCUUGAAACCACUUUUAAAGACAAUCGCUGCUUGUGUCACUCUAGGAACUGGCAAUUCCUUAGGACCAGAAGGCCCUAGUGUUGAAAUUGGUGCAUCCGUUGCCAAAGGAAUUGGGGCUCUGCUCGAUAAACCUGCUCAGAGAAAGCUAUCUCUCAAGGCUGCUGGAUCAGCUGCUGGAAUCUCUUCUGGAUUUAAUGCUGCUGUUGCGGGUUGUUUCUUUGCUGUGGAAUCUGUGUUAUGGCCAUCACCUGCAGAGUCCUCCUCGUCCUUGAUAAAUACGACUUCAAUGGUUAUUCUCAGUGCCGUUAUAGCUUCUGUAGUCUCAGAAAUUGGUCUUGGCUCGGAACCUGCAUUUGCAGUCCCAGCGUAUGAUUUUCGUACACCUACGGAAUUGCCACUUUAUCUUCUGCUGGGCAUCUUUUGUGGCUUAGUUUCAGUGGCAUUAUCAAGCUGUACAUCAUUUAUGCUGCAAAUAGUGGAAAAUAUCCAAACAACCAGCGGUGUCCCAAAAUCAGCUUUUCCUGUGCUGGGUGGUCUUCUGGUUGGGCUGGUAGCUUUAGCAUAUCCUGAAAUCCUUUACCGGGGUUUUGAGAAUGUUGACGUUUUGCUAGAAUCUCGCCCACUAGUGAAAGGCCUCUCUGCUGAUCUGUUGCUCCAGCUUGUAGCUGUCAAAAUAGUAACAACUUCAUUAUGCCGAGCCUCUGGAUUGGUUGGAGGCUACUAUGCUCCAUCUCUAUUUAUUGGUGCUGCUACUGGAACUGCUUAUGGGAAAAUUGUUAGCUACAUUAUCUCUCAUGCUGAUCCAAUCUUUCAUCUUUCCAUCCUGGAAGUUGCAUCCCCACAAGCAUAUGGCCUGGUUGGCAUGGCUGCUACUCUUGCUGGUGUCUGUCAGGUGCCUCUCACUGCGGUUUUGCUUCUCUUUGAACUGACCCAGGAUUAUCGCAUAGUUCUGCCCCUUCUGGGAGCUGUGGGGUUGUCAUCGUGGGUUACAUCUGGACAAACAAGGAAAGGGGUAGUAAAGGAUAGGAAGAAAUUAGGAGAUGCAACAACCCAGAUGGCGCAGUGGCACAGAACUUCUUCCUCCAACAUUGAACGUCCUAGCUUAACCUAUUCUUCAGGUGCGGAACCUUCACUAGAAGAGAGUGACCUCUGCAAACUUGAGAGUUCACUCUGUCUUUAUGAAUCUGAUGAUGAAGAAAAUGAUUUCGCAAGGAAAAUUCUAGUUGCACAGGCCAUGAGAACGCGAUAUGUGACAGUCCGAAUGAACACCUUGCUAAUGGAAACCAUAUCUCUCAUGCUAGCUGAGAAGCAAUCUUGUGCUAUAAUAGUUGAUGAAUAUAAUUUUCUCAUUGGUCUGCUGACACUCAGUGAUAUCCAGAAUUACAGCAAGUUUCCAAGAGCAGAGGGAAAAUGCCAGGAGGAGCUUGUAGUAGCUGAAGUUUGCUCUUCAAAUGGCAAUAAGUGCCGGGUAUCAUGCACAGUGACUCCAAAUACAGAUCUCUUUUCUGCUCUAACUCUUAUGGAGAAACAUGGCUUAAGUCAGCUACCUGUUAUACAAAGGCAUGUGAAGGAUGAAGGAAUACAUCCUGUGGGCAUUUUGGACAGAGAAUGCAUCAAUAUAGCUUGCAGAGCAUUAGCAACUAGAGAACAGCUUAGCUACGGAGUAAAGGCUAACUGAAGAUUGAAUGACCCGUUUGCAAUAUUGUUCCUUAUUAAAGCAUGUUGAGGGUUAUUGUCUCCGAGUAAUCCAUCCUCACCCUGUUGUACAACAGGGUUGAACAAGUAAGCAUAGGCAGAGGAGACCAUACAACCAGGAAGGUGGAUUCAUAGCUGAAGCUGAAGGUUGUUUAAGCUGCUUCUCAAAUCAGGCACUGCAGCCUAACUAACUACACGGACUCAUCAACUAAUUCCAAAGAUUCACUUCCCUGCCACAUAACUUGGAGCGGGAUUGUGUUACAGUACCUUGUGUCAAAAAUAAGUUAACACUCUUUUGUCGUUGCCUGAGUAAUAAUAUUUCUCCUUGCUGCUUUAA